This is a messenger RNA of Alligator mississippiensis (American alligator), 1098 nucleotides long. RefSeq names its product chymotrypsin-like elastase family member 2A. The record is from RefSeq and is a predicted model, not a curated record. Gene Ontology annotation, molecular function: serine-type endopeptidase activity. Lineage: Eukaryota; Metazoa; Chordata; Crocodylia; Alligatoridae. The transcript has 8 exons. Gene Ontology annotation, biological process: proteolysis. The coding region runs from base 26 to 868 and encodes 280 amino acids.
UGUAGAGCCUGCAGCACGGGACACCAUGUUCAAGUUGGUGUGCAUCACCCUGCUCCUGGGCUAUGCCUACGGUUGUGGCGUGCCUGCCUUCCCACCCAUUGCCUCUCGAGUGGUAGGAGGUGAAGAUGCCAGACCCCACAGCUGGCCUUGGCAGAUUUCCCUCCAGGUUUUCACCACAAGAGGAUGGAGGCACACAUGUGGUGGGACCCUCAUUGCUACCAACUGGGUGCUGACUGCAGCCCACUGCAUUGACAGAAACAGAGACUACCUCGUUUACCUGGGGAAACACAACCUGAGUACACCUGAACCCGGCUCUUUGGCUAUUAUGCCAGAGAAAAUCAUUGUGAAGGAGGACUGGGACCCCCGCAGCACCACCAAUGACCUUGCCCUGCUUAAGCUGCCUCGGCCGUUGAAGCUGAGUGACAAAAUCCAGCCAGCCUGCCUGCCGCCACCAGGCUACGUCCUGCCUAACCGCUUCCCCUGCUUUAUCACUGGAUGGGGGCAAAUCAGCACUGGUGGACCCCUCCCGAGCAUCCUCCAGGAGGCAGUGAUGCCCGUCGUGAAUUAUGCCACAUGCUCUCGGCCAAACUGGUGGGGCAACAUCGUCAAGACUACCAUGAUCUGUGCAGGAGGAGACGGAGAAGUUUCUGGGUGCAAUGGGGAUUCCGGUGGCCCCUUGAUCUGCCGUCGUGGCAGGGUAUGGGAGGUGCACGGCAUCACGAGCUUUGUGUCUAGGCUGGGCUGCAAUGUUUUUGAGAAGCCGACCGUCUUCACUCGGGUUUCUGCCUACGCUGACUGGAUACGAAAGACGAUGCGGAUGCAAAGGGAUUCUGCUCGUAAUGAAACUUAUAAUCCCGUAACAGCCUAAUAACCCCUCUCAUCAGAACUUCCUUGGGUUCAGCUCUGCUUCCAUGGUGUCUCUCGCGCAGUUAUUCAGUUCUGGAGGCCAGAUUUCCACCUGGUGUAAACAUGCUUUGUGCCAUCAACUUGAACUGAUUUACAACAACGUGGGAUCUGUCCCAGGUUCAUGGUCUUUUUUCCAUCCUUGCUUGCCAUGUAAAUCUACUGAAGGAAAUAAACUGAGACUGAACUCUAGAA